This is a messenger RNA of Gongylonema pulchrum, 423 nucleotides long. Lineage: Eukaryota; Metazoa; Nematoda; Chromadorea; Rhabditida; Gongylonematidae. The record is from the annotation of a GenBank genome assembly.
AUGAGCGACACGGCUCAGGCUUUAUUCAAGGAGAUUGCCCCUGCACAUCGUACUCCACAUGCUAAGGUUACUGUGGUCGGUUGUGGUCAGGUUGGCAUGGCUUGCGUCGUUAGCAUCAUGCAGAAGAACAUCGCCAGCGAGAUAUGUUUGGUGGACGUCGUGGCAGACAAACUAAAAGGCGAAAUGAUGGAUUUGCAGCACGGCGUCCCGUUCAUGCAUCCAUGCAUUAUCCGUGCUUCGCCUGACUAUGCGAUCACCAAAGGGUCAAAACUGUGCGUUGUCACAGCUGGCGUGCGACAGCGUGAAGGGGAAAGUCGCCUUUCACUUGUGCAGCGCAAUGUCGAAAUUUUUAAAGGCAUUAUUCCAAAACUGGUCCAGCAUUCUCCAGACACCAUGCUUCUAAUUGUGUCUAACCCAGGUUAG